GCCUUGCUGCACUUGUUUAACAUUUGUUGUUAGGAAAAAUCAGGACGCUUUGCUGGUAUUACUACUCUCUUGAUAAAGUUACAUGCAGUUUCAGGACGCUUUGCAGGAUUUGAGUCUUUUUAACUCGUCAUUUGUUUAUUCUCCUUGCGCUGUACGACCUGCCUGCUACUUAUUACUUGCUAACUUAUGACAAUUUUUCGGAAUUCGUUGAAUCUACCUCAGUACACCAUCCUCCUGUGUUGUCGUCGGUGAGCUCUUUUUGCUUGGAUUCUACGUCUCUUUUACGUCUCAUUUUCGACUAUUGUGACAAUUUGUGAGUACUUGAAUAUACCACAGCUCGUCAUUAUCCUGUCUGCCGGUUUUCUGUGCCCGGAUUCUAAGUUCACUCUAACUUUUGAGCAGCCUCUGUCUUUCCACGUCAUCUUUUGGAGUAGUUGAAAAUGCCGAAAGUAAAGCAAGGAAGGAAAAAUGCUGGCAAGCCUGCAACGCCUCGUCGCACGCGGAAGGCUGGGACUGGGACUGGGAGUGCAUCGUCUACCUCGGUCGUCGAAGAGGACGUCGCUGGAGCUGGAGCCGGCACGAGUAUUAUAAACGAUGGAAAGGUUUCGGCAGCUAGCACCGGGCGCCGAUCAGCGGGGAUGCGUCAUACCCAUCCAUCUGUGGCGGACCUUUUUGUAGAGAGGAAUCGUCUCAUGCUGGCUUCUCGAGCGCAGAGCACUCAUUCUACCUAUAGGAAGGCUUGGGACGCAUUCGAGCAAUUUCGGUUGCGAUAUCACUACGAUAUAAAUGUCGAACCAGACGUUGAACAGGUGGCUCAGUUUAUUUCUUUUCUUUCAUGGCAUGGUUAUGCGGGAUCAACCAUAAGUACUUACAUUUCAGGGUUAGCCUUUGGGAUGCAGGCUUCGGGUUGGCCUGACACGACCGACUGUUUCGCCAUUCGGCGUUUGGUGGAUGGUUGUCGGCGCAAAUUUGCCCAGCAUGAUACUCGGUGCCCCAUAACUUUCCCCAUUUUGAAAUCGUUAAUUCAUGCCAUACCUCAUGUUUGUCCAAAUUCUUACAACCAGGCACUUUUUCGCGCCGCUUUUCUAGUGGCGUUUUUUGGCUUUCUCCGGGUGGGCGAGUUUACGGCUCAAUCUAAACGGGGCCCCCUUUCUUUGUUGGAAAACGAUGUUUGUAUACGGGGGGAGGGUCCCCGCAGAAAAUUGGAAGUCACAAUCCGGAGGUCAAAGUCGGAUCAGACAGGGAAAGGGUGUUGCAUUAUUAUUCCCACGAAUACUUCAUCUCCAAUGUGUCCUGUUCUGGCUGUAGAUAAUUACUUGUCCAUUCGUUCUAGUAGUCAGGGGAGAGAACGCGCCUUUUUCCGCCACUUUAGCACUCAGCCGUUGACGAGGCAUGAAUUUGGUAAAACAUUAAAACAGGCGAUAUCAUUCCUCAACUUGCCGGUGGAGUUUUAUUCCUCUCAUUCGUUCCGUAUCGGGGCGGCAACGUCUGCUGCAAUGGCAGGGAUCCCUGACGCUCGCAUUCAAAAUAUGGGGCGCUGGGCUUCUCUUUCCCACCGACGCUACAUCCGGGCCAAUUAUGCCUUGCUUGGCGAUAGUUUGUAAACAGGGGCGAUCGCCACGGCCAAGUAUUUUGCCUAAAGUAAUUAAUACAAAGGUCGCGCUUCUUGGUAUUUUGUUCCCCCUUUCUUUUCUAGUAAUCUCAUUUUACAAAUUAUGUUGCUUUUAGUCAGAAGCUGGGUUUUUAGCUGCAAGUUUAAGGGUGUGUUACUUACAGAUAGGCAGCUCAAAAUAUGAAGUGAAGAAGGGAUGUUUUCAUUACAUUUGAUUUGAAUGUGGUCGCUGGUAAUUUCUAUUUUGAUAACAAGGGUAGUGAGGGGCGUUAUGCAUAUCUUGGUUAUGAGCAUGCCCGUAAUUUAGUGAUGCAGGUUAUUUAUGUAUACUGGAAGUAGAAUUAUUCACUAGUUGCAUUUUGUACUGUGUUCAAAAUACUCAAUGGCGGGUUUCUCGCUCGCUUGGCAGUGCAUUAGUGAACACUGAAUACAGAAUGGGGUUGAAUUCAGUGGCAACAUAUUUAAGUGCCUACAAUAUAAUAUAUUAUGCAUUGUUAUAUAUUGUUAUGAUGUGUUAUAGCAUGUUUUGGGGCCAUCAGGCUCCUAAGUUGUAGUUCGCCUUGCUGCUUGUCCUUUUUGUUUUUUCUCUCCCCAUUGCAGCUGAUAUGAUUCCGCCUGGCUGUAACCCGUUCAACAUUUGGUUUGGAAGGAGCCUGCUUACUCUCGAUCUACAUGCCACGCGUCCAAGCGAAUUUUUUCUCGACCUGGGUCUUUAAACGAACUUGAAGGGGGGCACCAGUCGGCUAUACCUCAUCCUUUGUUUAUCCGCGAUCUACUUUUCGAUAUAGCACAGUCAUGAACUAGUUUGUGGGUCAGACCUGCCACGUAAUAACACGUGGCAUUUCCUUCGGAGCGAUGCCAUACCCCCCCCCCCCCCCUCCCCUCACUGCCCGUUCGACCAUUAAUGUUUGACCUAUGUGGCCCCUGGACAUUUUACGACUCUAUUUUGCCCCUCGUCCAGCCAAAGUAUUACGGCUCUUCGCUAAUUCAGCUUGUAUGUCCAUUGGAUUUCUUGGACGGAUAACAGAAGUCGGGAGUUCACGUUUUGUUUUUAACAGAUUUUAGAUGUUAAAUGUGUUAUAAGAUGUUUAGGUUUAGGUUUUGCUCUUGCGCGAAGCAGAAUGUGUUGUGGCGGCGGGAUGUCAAUCCGGGCAAGAUGUACCCAUAUUUUCCAUCCCGUUUGGCGGAAUUGCAUUUUUUGCCACACCACAUUCGUUCGUUCAGUAAUUUACUUUAUCAUUAUAUAAACAUAGUUGUAUAACGAGAGGCUUCCUGAGAGGUUUAUUACAAUUCGCAAAAGAAUAAUGAUUAUUAGCGCCCACGUUGGCCUGGUGGGCUACGGCAAGCUGAGAAAUCUUGUCGUAGAUAGGCCUGUGGAUGGAUUUAUAUGUAUUUCCCCUACUUUGGCCACGUGGCAAGCUGGGAAAUCUUGGCACGAAAUUUAAGUAGGAAGGGCAAGCUGUGAAAUCUUGCCAUGGUUUUGGGUAAGCUGUGAAAUCUUACCAUUAAUUAUCGAACUUGGCAAGCUGUGAAAUCUUGCCAUGAUUGCGGGUAAGCUGUGAAAUCUUACCAUUAAAUAUUGAACUUGGCAAGCUGUGAAAUCUUGCUAUGUUCGUGUUUUUCUGAAUUUUGAUUAUUUUUAUUCCCACCUAUAUUGGUUGAACUAUAUUUACAGUAUUAUCGAAAAUCAUUAGUAACCUCAGGAGGCCUCCACACCUAUUUCUUUAUGUAAAAGAACGUAUGAUAAUAUUAUGACUUUUCUUGAUGAUUUGAGAAUUUGAAUACGGCGAUGCUACUCGCUUAAUUAUUAAACCACGAAAUACCGCAUAUAACUGUGUUUGUAUCUUUGUUGUGUCUGGACUUGGAUAAUAUCUUUUAGCGAAAGUAUUUCGUUAACAAGCGGUUAUCCAGAGUCUAGACAUCAAGGGCGUAGUUGGAAAUCUCCCCGCCUGGCGAUCUUGGCGCGGACAGGUGGUCCAGUUUUACGACUUUGUUGACAAAAAAUUAUUGGCGGGGAGAUUUCUUCCCUACCUCCUCACUUUUCUUCGUGGUGUUCAGAGUAGCAGGUCGUAUUAAUUUCGAUCGCUUGUUUGAUUAUUUCCAAUUCCUACAAAUUUCCCCACCUCCAUCCCCUACACCUCCAUUUAGCUAGAAGGGUAGGCGUCUCUUUCCUAUUCCAUAUAGAAUUUUGGCUCGUUAUUCGCGCUCUGGAGCUAUGAGCUUUGUCGCACCUAUAGGGUGGGCCGCAAGGGAAUUUUCCGUCCGCCCCUUUUCACUCUUUUUAGUACUUUUGGUUUCAUAUACUUUUGGCUUUGGGUGUUUUGGGGGGUCCGACGUUUUGCCCUUGCCAGAGCGCGCUAAAUUUUGCUAGGGUGUAUUAGUCAGUUCAUUCAUUUGUACAGUAAUUUACUUUA
Molecule: messenger RNA, 4026 nt
Organism: Lytechinus variegatus (green sea urchin)
Lineage: Eukaryota; Metazoa; Echinodermata; Echinoidea; Temnopleuroida; Toxopneustidae
Exons: 2
Coding region: 441-1604 (387 amino acids)
Biological process (GO): DNA recombination; DNA integration
Molecular function (GO): DNA binding
Source: RefSeq, a predicted model, not a curated record